UACACACAGAACCUGUUCCCUGCACCUUCGCAAUAGGUGCAGUAGUUUGAUGGAAAACAGUAAUGCUUUUUACCUUUGUGGUUACUUUAUACUUGCCUGUGUUUAAAGCUAUGAUAGAGGAAAUGUACUUGUUUAUAGAAUGAAUUUAGAAAAAUCAUCACCUUUCAUGUUGUGCUAAGUGAGAGGCGCCUUCCUUGUAAGAAACUGAAAACUCCCCCAACUCCCACACUGGGAACUGAACCAAGGCAUCGUGCACCCUAGGCAAGUACUCUGCAACUGAGCCACAUCCUCAACCCUUUUAAUUUCUUGAAGUAGUAUCUUGUUAAGUUACCCAGGGUGAGCAGGAGCUUGGCAUCCUCUUGCCACAGUCUCUGAACAUUCACACUACACCAGGCCUCUUAAAACUUUUUUUAGAGUAACCUUAUCUACAAGCCAACUAUGCUAAAAGUUGCGAGAAAAUUUAAUGACAUUUUUUCAAUUCUUAGUGUUUGCUAGCUCUGUGUUUAGUCCUUACCACUCUAAGGAAGCCGACACUUUUUUCUUUCAUUUUUACAGUUAAAAAACAUACUUAGGAAAGUAACACUGCUGUUAGGUUAUAAGUCCACUAAACGUGGCAUUUCUCUAGGAUUUUUCAGUCUGACAGAGGAGGUAAAGAAUGAAUGUAUUAAUCAGAAUACAAAGAAAGUAGGAGAAAAGGAUUAAAAACAUGGAAAUGAUUACACUGAGGAAUGCAUUGGAAAAGGGUUUUGAGGGAUAAGUAGGAUGCAGAGGAGAGGAUGCACUUGUUUGAUAGAAGACAGAAGCUGCAUGGGCUGGGGAUUUGGCUCAGUGGUUCCGCUGCCUGCUUCCCGAGUGCAAGGACCCAAGUUCGAUCCCUGGUACCAACAACAACAAGAAAAAGAAGACAAAAGCUGCAGAGUGGCCAUGGGAGGGGACUUACCCCUUGAAUUUGCCUAAAUAAAGAUGUUGAAAGGUAGGAACACUGACAUUUUUGAGAAGACCCAAAUGUGAUAGGAUAGAAUAAACUUGACACCAAAAUGUAAGAUGGAUUGCAAGUGAAGAGUGAUUUUGGGAACAGAUAUGGGAAAGAAGAACCACCAAACGGAGUGAUGAUCAGCAAUCUCAUGAUAAAUCUGGAUGUUAGUUCUCAUGCCUCAGAACAUCCUACUGGAAACCACUAUACCAGCUCCUGGAUCAGACUUUUUAUCCACUUAGUCCCCCUCUUUGCCUGAACUACUAAAGCCCGCUAACUGCGAAUGGCUACCCAGAGGAAACACUUGGUGAAAGAUUUUAAUCCUUACAUUACCUGCUAUAUUUGUAAAGGGUAUCUGAUCAAGCCAACUACUGUGACGGAAUGUCUCCAUACCUUCUGUAAGACUUGUAUUGUUCAGCACUUUGAAGAUAGCAAUGAUUGUCCCAGAUGUGGCAACCAAGUUCAUGAGACAAAUCCAUUAGAAAUGUUGAGGUUGGAUAAUACAUUGGAGGAAAUUAUAUUUAAGCUGGUUCCUGGACUACGAGAACAAGAACUUGAGCGUGAAUCUGAAUUUUGGAAGAAAAAUAAGCCUCAAGAAAAUGGACAAGAUGAUACUUCGAAAGUUGACAAACCUAAAGCAGAUGAAGGUGAUGAAAAUCAGGAUGAUAAAGACUAUCAUAGAAGUGACCCACAAAUUGCUAUCUGUCUAGAUUGUUUACGAAAUAAUGGACAAUCAGGAGACAAUGUAGUCAAGGUGAGUGGACAAGGUCUAAUGAAGAAAUUCAUUCGAUGUUCUACACGUGUAACUGUGGGAACUAUUAAAAAAUUUCUAAGUUUAAAACUAAAACUUCCAAGUUCUUAUGAGUUGGAUGUACUGUGCAAUGGUGAAAUUAUGGGGAAGGAUCAUACUAUGGAAUUCAUCUAUAUGACAAGAUGGCGACUAAGAGGAGAAAACUUUCGGUGUCUGAACUGCUCAGCUUCGCAAGUCUGCUCUCAGGAUGGCCCUUUGUAUCAGUCAUACCCUAUGGUAUUGCAGUAUCGACCAAGAAUUGAUUUCGGUUAGACCAAGGGGCCUAGAUUUCACUGAAAUGAAUCCUGCACUAUUUGUUUACUCGUCGACAGAUUGCACAGUGAACGGUGUGUGGACUAGAGGGACACAAUCAGAUUUUCAGCAUGCAAAUAAGGCCAUUGUCUGUCUCUAAAUUGUCAGUUGCAUUCAUGUUGUUUCUAUUAAAAGCAAACCAGGUGCCAUUCUGCUACUGAACCAUCUGCAUAAGGUAUUUGUGCUGUCUCACAGUGUACAAGUCAUGGUUGAAAUCAUGGUGUGCAGCCAUGAUUCAGCCUUCUGAAUAUUUUGCUUGCCUGUUCUAAGAUUGUCCUAAUGUUUAAUUACACUAGUAAUAUGGCUCAAUCAUUGUGGUGUUGCAGUUUUCACAUACUUACUAUGUUAUUAAUUGUUUAAAUAGAGUACUGUACAAGAACCUGAUAAUUAUAUGUGGAAGUUAUUUUGUGUGGAAAUAUAUUUAGAAAAGUGGUUUCUCAGCCACCUUCUUAUUCUUGCUAAUAAGCUUUUUGUGUAAAAAAUAGUUCAUUCUUGAGUGUGCAAGUCAUUUUAUGAAGAAUUCCAAUUAUUUAAUGUUGGAGCACACCAUAAUUGUCAACAUUUGAAGCAUCUGUCUGUGUGGUCUACCAGUUGCACAGGAAGGCAUGUUAGCCCUCCAGAUCAAAAUGUAUAAUUUUUUUGACAACUGAAGUUAGAUUCACAACCAUUUGCAGUGUUGGCAGCUGAUCACAUUUACUUCUAAUAAAAUUAAUGUGUAAGUAAGGUUCAUCUUUCAUAAUGCCUUAUGACAAGUGGGUGCUGCUUCAUGAAACUUCAUUGCAUCGCCCAUUUUAUGUAUGUACCAUUACAUUGUUGUUGUCAUUUAAUGAAUACAUUGUUUUUCUUUUAUGUUGGCCUUAGGUGUGUGUUAUUGUGGCAUGCAGAAGGUUAUGAAUGAUGAUUUUAAAUAUUAGGUUCUUUUAGAACAGAUAAUGUUAGCUAUUUUAUGGAUUUCAAAUGUCUCAAAAACAGUUGCAGGUUAAAAAUGUUAAUUAUCACAUUUCCAAAACAUAUGCCUAAAAUAGAUACAGUUUAGUAGAUAAAUAUGCUAACCAAAAUUAAUGGUUUGAGAAUAUUUUAUUUUAGAUACUGUAAUCAGAGGGAAAUUGGAUUAUUGUUUUAUACAUGAGUUCGUUAAAAUUCAAAACUGCGAUAAAUUUCCUUGAUUUUGCAGUUUUGUUAAGUCUUCCAUUUGUUUUGGGAUUAAUCUGCAAGUCACAGAAAGUGUUGUUACCUUAAACUAUGUAAAAUUUUUUAUUUUAAACCUUUUAAAAUUUUACAGUUUUCCAAAAAAUGUUCUUGGAAAAUGUUUUAACAAUUGCUUUUGAAACAAACAUGUUAACCUCUGAAAAUUAGGGAAAUGCUUGGAAAUUAGGGAAAUCUACUUGUUUUAGAAAUCUGACAUGAGCACAAUCUAUGUGUUAAACACAUAGCUUUUAUACUGUAUACAUGAGAGAAGUGCUACAUUUUCUAGUAAAAUGUAUCACAAAUUUUAUUGCCUUUUAAAUUCUAAAUUGCUUCAUGAAACUAAAACAUCGUUACUCUGAGAAACAUACAAAAUACAGCUCAAUCUCAAUGCAUUUCAUAAUGUAUAAGACUGAAAAUUCAUAAUUUUUAUAUCUUCAGUCAAAAAAAUCUAUAUAAAAGUUUCUGUUGUUCUGACUUGUGAAGAAGGUUAUGGCAGUAUUUUCUUAACUUUGUUUUUUUAGAUUGUUAGUUCUUGGAAGGGAAAAAUUUUAAAUGGACAAAUUUAAAAUUUAAAAACACAAAAUUUAAAAUGUUAUUUUCAUUAAAUGCUUGGAAAAACUAUUAGACCCAACCCAAAACUGAAUUUAUUAUCCAACUACAGACACUUUUUUUGUGAAAUCCAGUUCCUAGAUAUUUUUUUAAUUUUUAAAAUUAGUAUAAAUUUGUCACAACUAGAUCAAUGAUUAAAUAGUAUUUUACAUAUGGAAGGUAAUUUUAGUUAACUCAAAAUGAAUUGAGUGCAUUUUGAAAACCACAAAUAAGACUUAUAUAUUUUGACUCCCAAGUCAAACCUUAUGGCCAUAAAUAAGUUUUAGAUUGAAGAUCUCUUUAAAUUUGGUCUGUUGCCUGAUCAUAUGUAAUUCUACCAUUCUCUAAGAAAGUGUUUAGGGAAACAGUUACGGAAUUGAGAAUAGUUUAUAUAAAAUUCCUUUAUUUAAUUUUAAUGCAUUAAGAUUUUUAUUGAAAUGCAGUGGAAGAAUAUGUGCCAAAAUGUGUAAAAAUCUUACAUAAAGAAGGGCAUCAGUUGUCAUUUGAGGAUAGGUGAACAUUUUUUUUUUGAUGGUCCUAAGUACUGUGGUAUUGCUACUAGAAACCUAGACUUCUUCAGCUGACCUCUUUUAGUAUAUCAACAAUGAGUUUCCAAGUAUGUGACUACUUUCAUGGCUAGUAGUACACUGAAUUCCCAGCCAAUUAUUCCGUAUAUCAGAUUAUAGAAUUUGUAAUAAACCAGGUAUAGAGAAAAUAUACAAGCACCUUUUUUGGUUAGCUUUAUAAAUACAGAGUGCUCUAAAAAAAAAAACCACCUUUAUAUGGUCUGCAUCUGUUAAAUCACAUUAUAAACCUAAAUUAUUCAUUAAUCUGUUGUUUCUUAAUAAACUGAAAGAAUUUUAUUCCGUAGAAAACUGUUUUCUGUUCUAUCUGCCUUAAAAAUCAGAUAUGAAUAGGUCAAGGAACUUUAGAUAAUAAAGAUUGUAUGUGGUUUAUAAAUAUCACUUUAAAUUGCAGUAGUCACAUUAAUUAAUAGAGAAAUCAAAAUAUGGCCUUUUCUCUUAACAAGACACUAAGUUAAAAAGAUACUUAGUAUAAAAAAAGAUUUAUUGAUGAGUUAAGAGUCUGGAGGUUGGGUAACUUGAGUAAUGUCUUUUAGCUACUUUUAGAAAAGUAUACUAUUUCUUUACUCGUUGAACAUCUAUCCCAUACUAAUAUACCACAUUUUAUAAAUGUAGUAAAUUUGCUUACUUAUAUUAUACAGUCAAGUGUUAUGUUAAUUUAAACUAACUCCUCAAGAAAAAUGUGUUAUAUACUAUUGUGAACUGUUUAGCUUUAUUAAAUAUUAAAGAGAAAGUGCCUCAUUGCUAACAUGCAUUUCUGUUUUAGAUUUACUGCAUAAAUUUUGAGUUUUCUGUAUCUGUCCCUUAUGAGUGGUUUCAUAUUUAUAUAGGCACUUGCAAGUUAAGAGUAAUCACUUUUUCAAAGAUUUUCAUAAGAAUAUAGGUAUCACCAAAGAUAUUUUACUGUUAAUUAGUAACCAUGUUGGAAAACAGUUUUAACUGUUCAGGGGUUGGAAUAUUUUAGAUUGUGACUUAAUUUUGUAUAGUCAGGCAAUAACCUUGAUUAAUUGCUAAAAUAUCACCAAAGAAAGGCUUUAAACUAAAUUUGCUUGGUGAGACUAGUCAAAUGUAGGUUUUUCUUGAAAUGACCAGAGCACAUUUCCUUUCAAACACGUUCAGUUAUCUGUCACCAUCUGACAUGUCUUAAAUUCUCAAAUGUGAGAAGGAGAUAAGUACAACAAAUAGCUUUCCUCUGAAGGAAAAGUGGAAAAAGUGCAUACUUUUGAAAAAAAAUUGAAAUUGAGAUUUUUAAAUUUUAAUUUGAGAUGCUUUUUAUUCCACAGAGGCAAUAUAAAAUAAAUUACUCUUAUUUAGCUCCUGGGCUUUUAGUAAUAUGUAAAAUUUUAUUAAAGAUAGAUUUUGGUAACAGUGCUGACAUGCUUAUUUGUGUAGAACAUAGUACCUUCUUCUGAAUUUACACAAAUACUUUUUCUAUGUUCAGAAACAAAAUUUUCAUUAGGUCCUAUGUUUCUUGUGUCUCAGCAGUUACUUUAUUGUUAUUAGAAUUUAGCCUUUACAUCCACAUUUGGCAAAAUGAAUCACAAAACAAGAGCAUCUCUAUAUACCAAAAGAGAUGGACCUUUAUGUCAUUUCUCUUGUAAGGUAAAACUAUUAUAAAGUUUGCUCAUAGAUCACUAGUUAAACCUUGUUAUAUAGGAUAAAAAUGAAUGCACAUUCUAUUACAUACCCUGGUCCAGAAUAAGGAAUUCUCCAGCAAGCUAAGCUUUAUGCCACUAAAAUAUUGUUUGAUUAUAUUAAUUUCAAACAUCAGUUAUUUUGCCAUAACCUUUCCAGAGUAGAAACAUAAAAAUUUGAACUGUUAUUAACAUUAUUGUAAGAUGUAUAUACCUAUAAUCUGGAGAGCAGUAAGGAAUAUGUCUGGUAAAUGUGGUUUAUGAAAGAUUUAAAAAAUAUUAAGACAAGAUUUUUAAAAUAUUAAAGACUCAAAAGCCCUCUCAAAGCACAAAAUGGACAGUUGUUUCUGGAUUUACUUGAUAUACCUAGUUCAGUAGUAUUUUAAUGGAAAACAGGAGGUCAAAAGUUCAUUAAAAUGUACUUAUGUAGUACAGUUUUCAUUGUUCUAUUUUUUUUUGGUAUUUUUUAAUAAUGUUUUUUUCCCAGUAAUUUGAAAGUUUACUUGUUGUUGCUAUAGUUUCAAGUAAAAUUAAAAUGCUUGAGCACUUCCUUUUAAGAAAGUUUUAAAAUUCAGCUUAAAAAUAACUUUUAAUUACAUUAAAUGCUCAUCCAAAUGUGUCUGUAUACUCAUGCUCCUUUUUUAUGAUUCAAAACUGAGACUGGUUUUUCAGAAAUGCUUUUUAAUUUUAAUUAUAUUUAAGUCUACAGUCAAGUGAAACAUGGGUCCAGUUUUCUUCCAUCUUAUAGAUAAGAAACUAAUACAAAUGAUUAAAUAUUUCUGGGUAAUGUAGAGAUAGUAAGCAGAUUAAUUUAUUUAUCCAUACACUUCACAUCAGUCCACUGGAGCAGGAAUUCUACACAUUAAAAUGUAAUGGGAUCAGCCAGUAUUGCUUGGUGUCAGUUUCUUUUGCUGUAUUUUUAGAAUAGGGAUGGGGGCCUAAGUGUCCUUAUGAAGCUGUGGUCCAUGACAAGAGCUUGUGGGGAGGGAGUACCAGUGUUCUGCUGUUUUCCUGCAUCGGGCAGCACAACAGCGAUCAUCAGUUUUUUUAGAGUAGCCCUCACAAUAAAUAAAGCUAUCAUAGAAUAUAUUGUAAAGUUACGUUGCUAGUUUUACUUUGAGAUAUUUUAAGCUUUUGUCAAAAGUGGUAACAUCUUAAUACAAAUAAAAACCUUUUUGUGGUUGUAAGAUUUAGCUUAUAAAUCAUUCAAAUUGAAGUGAAAGAUUUACCAGGUCAUUGUUAAUGACUUAGUCUAUUAAGAAUAUAUGUAUUUUUUUAAAGGAAAAGCACUUGUAGAUAUUUAAUCAGUACAAGAUAUAUGUCUGUUUUGCAGAAGUAAAAUGCUGCUUAGAGAUUCUCUUUAAAUAUUUUUUAUUUUUGUGCUUAAAUGUAUUUUCUGUUGAUCUAUGGAAUGUUCUGUACAAUGCUGUAUGAUUGUACUGUUCAAGGUAGAUACUUUUUUUUAAAUCUGGACUUAGCCAAAUAUAUUUGACCAUGUUAAAAUAGUAUCUUUGUUAUUAAAAAUUUGAUUGCAUAA
This is a messenger RNA of Heterocephalus glaber (naked mole-rat), 7606 nucleotides long. Lineage: Eukaryota; Metazoa; Chordata; Mammalia; Rodentia; Bathyergidae. The record is from RefSeq and is a predicted model, not a curated record.